Oryzias melastigma (Indian medaka) is the source of this 3314-nucleotide messenger RNA. It is a transcript of the gene rcan3, whose product is annotated as regulator of calcineurin 3. NCBI's taxonomy places the organism in Eukaryota, Metazoa, Chordata, Actinopteri, Beloniformes, Adrianichthyidae. Gene Ontology annotation, biological process: calcium-mediated signaling. The record is from RefSeq and is a predicted model, not a curated record. Gene Ontology annotation, molecular function: nucleic acid binding; calcium-dependent protein serine/threonine phosphatase regulator activity. Gene Ontology annotation, cellular component: nucleus; cytoplasm. The coding region runs from base 185 to 985 and encodes 266 amino acids. The transcript has 6 exons.
GGCUGCGUUAGAUAAUCCGGAGAAAACAAACGCCCACGCAUUUUGACAGCAAAUAAUAAAAAUAUAUAAUAAAAAAUAAAAACAUAAAGGUUAUAUUAAGCACAAAUAUAUCUUUUAAAUUUGUAAUAUUUUUUGUUAGCCCUCAAUGGGUUUUUUCGGACGCUGACGGUGGUGAGGAUCAAGGAUGCUGCGUGAUACUUCUAAAGGGUGGAGCAAUGGCUCCGGAGCCUACAGUAGUGACCCUGAAGAGGAUGAGGAUGAGGAAGAAGACAUGGUGUUUGGGGAGAGCGAUCAGGAUGGCGUGGCAGAGGAGAUGAUGGACCUGAGUGACCUUCCCACCGCACUCUUUGCGUGCAGUGUCCACGAGGCCGUAUUCAGCCAGGAAGCACACAGGGUAAUGCCAUCGAUAAAUAUGAAACUGGAGAUGGUGACCAUCAUCGCCUGCGAAGUAGACACCGAGGUGUUUACGUCAGACAAAAUGCAGGAGAGGUUUGAAGCGUUGUUCAGGAUUUAUGACGAACACACAACCUUCCAGAUGUUCAAAAGCUUCAGAAGAGUGCGGAUCAACUUCAGCACCCCAGAGGCCGCCGCUCGCGCUCGCAUCGAGUUGCAUGAAUCUGAGUUCAACGGCAAGAAGCUGAAACUCUACUUUGCUCAAAUCCAGAACGGCGAUGAGGACAUAGACAAGUCUUAUCUGGCCCCUCCACAACCCGUGAAACAGUUUCUGAUUUCUCCUCCUGCCUCGCCGCCUGUGGGAUGGAGCCAGAGCGAAGACGCCACGCCCGUCAUCAACUACGACCUGCUAUGUGCUGUUGCCAAGCUCGGACCUGGUGAAAAGUAUGAACUCCACGCCGGGACAGAGUCCACCCCCAGUGUCGUCGUCCACGUGUGCGAGAGCGAGGCGGAGGAGGACGAAGCGGCGCGGCCAAAGCAGCAGAUCGUCCAGACCCGGCGUCCCGAUGGGCCCCCGACGGUCUCCAACUAGAGAACCGCCCCGCCUCACCGGGGCCGGCGCCGUUACCGCCCUUUAAAACCUGCGACACACCCGCCCUCUCUCUCUCUCGUCUCUGCACUCACAGAGAGCGUCGACGCCCCUCAUUUCAGUUCAACUACAAGCGAAAACAGACAUUGCUCAGAGACGGUGUUUGUGGCGAGCGCGGCGAUGGAAUGAGGCGGCUUGAAGGGAAUGGAUGAGAACCACACGCACGCACACACUCAUCACAUUCUGCCGACAGCGUGGGGACAGUGCGAGGCUCGUCCUUCCCCCCGGUUUCCAGCAGGAGGGGGUAAAACACUCGUCCCACUACAGGCACCUGUCACCUACCGCACAUUCUCAGCUCCGUUGCCUGCUCGUCCAGUAGCUUGUUAGCCGUUCCUCUCCAUUUAAGGCUGUUUUUUUCUACAAUAAUCUUUGGAGAUGCAACACUGAACCAGUUGUGUUGAUGUUUAAAUAUACUUUUUAUUUUUCAUUCUUUUUUUAUCUGCUGGUUUGCAGCUUGCAUCUGUGUGAUGUUCCUGCUCGUAUCUGCAUGUAUAUACUGUAAUACAAAAAUAGUGUAGGGAGGAAAAAUAAGCUGCAUCACACACAGCAUAAAGCGCCAUAUGUGACUAAUAAAGUUUGGCGAUUGUUGGACUUUUUCUUUUUUGUGGAGAGGCUUUCCUUUCUUUUUUUUCCCGUCUUUUGCAAAGCUACUAAAUGUGUAUUAUUACUAUGUAUUUGAUACCCCAACACUUUUUGCAUGCAUACUUCAGUGGAUGGGGAGCUGGAGUAUUUUUUUUAUUGUUGUUCGUUGACAGGAAAAUUGUGGCAUGAGUGCAUAUUGUUCCUGCAGGCUCAGAGCGACGUCAUUGGACGGUUCGGCCUGAUGGCAGACUUUUUCUUUUUUGUCCAGAUUUGUUGGAUCAGAGACAGUUCAACCCUCUUCAAGGAGAGACAUUUCUGUUUAUCGAUAUUGUCGUUCAAUCACUCUCUUCGUGUCGGGUUUCCUUUGAAACCAACUACUGCUUGUUUUGCACUGAGAAUCUCUUGAUGUCUCGAAAGCGAUGGUGGGGCUCUCGACCGCUGCGCUGCUUCUUCUUCUUCUUCUUCUUCUUGCUGUACAUAGAUGAGUGGUGGGGAAAUCUUCUUUUAGAUGUUGUACCUGAAACCAUUUCAUUAAAAAAAAAAAGAAAAAGGGAAAACGAAGCUUGCCUCAUGAGAUAACAACCAAAGCAUUCACUCGCCUCUCAUUAUUACCAGAAAAUUAUCUCUCAAAAUGACUUGAUAAUUCCACUUUUACUGUACAUCCUUUUUUUUGUUUGUCUACUAACUAUUUAGGUUGUGUGUACAUUAACACAAUUAUUUAAUAAAAGUGGUUUGGGGCCAUUUAUGUCUUAAGCUUUCAUCCAUGCAUUGACUGCACAUGCUUCAUCCUUUCAUGAAACCUGGAGGAACUUUGCUGUUUUUUUAGCAAAGCAUGUCAGCACUUUAUUACUUUCACUGCUUUUUUUUUUUUGACAAAGUGAGAAGCACACUUUUUAGUUUCUUUCUUGUGUCGAGCUAAACACCUGGUCAGCCUUUUCACCAGCAUAUUGCAGAGAGCGAACCACUCCAUGUCCGUUUGACAGCGUGAACUUCUCAUGCCUUUUGGAUCCGUACGACUCAAACGGUGUUUACACGCAAAGCAGACGGAGGUUUAGAAAUGAGGCAGCGGAACAAGAAAAAGACGAAAAAAAUAUAAUUUUUUUUGUCUACAAGAUUGGUGAAAGGUUUUUCAUUGAAACUCUGUGGACAGAGGGUUUAAACUUGUGCACUUUGAUCACAGUGGAGAAGAAAUGUAAAUUUAUGUACAUAUGCCAAGUGUCUUUUCUUUCGUCUUCUCUGUUUUUCGCUGAGGCCAGUCCUCAUGUGCAGUUUGUUCCAGCUUCUCUUGGCACUCUUGUAAUGGAAACAAAAAAAAGAAAAACAAAGGUGUGUAAGUCCUGAAGACGCUCGAUCAAAAACCAACUGCGUCUGACGCGGACUCGGUUUUUUUCUUCUUUUAUUUCUGGGAAACAUCUACGAAAACCUAAAAUAAUACCGUUAUUACUGUCACUGUUGUACUGUUUCUGUUGAAAUCUGAUUAUUGUGUCUUGUAUUGUAGAAAUCCAAAAAACAAAGUAGCAUAUCAAGCAAUAAUUUACAGUACUAUGAUAUCAGUAUGUGUAUAUUACAUGUUCUGUACUUAUUUCUCAGACAUGGUCUCUGUCUCUGACAGUAUCUGUUUCUAUUUGUGUAGUAAAAUAGUUAUUUGUUUCAAAUAGAAAAAUACAUAAAGACCUAUUCUUAAAAACUA